Molecule: messenger RNA, 1338 nt
Organism: Lodderomyces orthopsilosis Co 90-125
Lineage: Eukaryota; Fungi; Ascomycota; Pichiomycetes; Serinales; Debaryomycetaceae
Gene: NPL6
Product: Npl6p
Exons: 1
Coding region: 1-1338 (445 amino acids)
Source: RefSeq, a predicted model, not a curated record
AUGCCUAAACGAGGAAGAGUACAGAAGUCAGUUGAUGACGAUAACGAUUCACAAGAUGAGUAUCGCGAGGAAGACGUCAAUAUUGCUGAAGACGAAGCGGCACAGGAAGAAAAUGCAGAGGAUGAGGAAGAAGAUACUGAAAUUGGUCGCAGUACCAAAAAAAGGAAGACCAGCGCAUUGAAUGUUGUUGAAGAUGAAAACGACUUGGAUGCAGCUGUUAGUGAAGAAGAUGAUGAGGAAGAUGACGACGAGGAAAGGGACGAAGAUGAAGAGGAAGAUGAUGAUGGAGCAGCAGCCACAGAGACAGGAGAAGAAGGUACAGGAGCAGAAAUUGGCAAGAAGAGAAGAGGUCGUAAAAAGAAGGAGAAACGUUAUUACUACAAGGAGGAAGAAGUAUUUGAUGCCGAAGGAAAUCCAUUAAGUACUGAGAAUGAUGAAGUAUAUAUCCCCAACGAAGAUCCAAAAGGUAAAGAAAAAAUAGAUGAAUUGGGAUACUUGAAAGGCGGUAGAGAAUUUCGAAUGAAGACUUUCAAAAUACUUGGUGAAGGUGACCGAUUAUACGUCAUAUCAACGAUCCCUGCUCGUAUGGUUGGAUUCAGAGAUUCUUACUUGUUGUUUAAAACUCAUCGUACAUUAUUCAAACGUGUAUGUGAUAACAACCAAAAACUCGAUUUAAUCAAUCGUGGAAUCAUACCUAACUCAUAUAAGGGUAGGGCUGUGAAUUUAGUCAGUGCGCGUUCAAUUUUCCGAGAAUUUGGUGCCAAGAUGAUCAAAGAAGGUAAGAAAGUCAUUGAUGAUUUUUGGGAACAACGAGCAAUUGAUAACGGUGAUAUACCGGGUGAAUAUGCUGAUCCUGAUGAAUUAUACAAGAACAAAUUGUCAAAUGUAUUGGGUGAAGGUGUAGGUGGUGGAUCGGGAAGUGGUGGAAUUGCUCUGGGUGGGAAUGCAACUCCAAUGGCACCUGCAACUUUGGUUGAUUAUCAAACUGAUGAAACAUGGAUUUAUCAAAUUGCAUCACAAACUUCAGAGUAUAAUCAUAAAUUGGCUGAGUUGCGCUUACAAGUUGCUGCAAAUGGGUACAGAGAUGUGUUUACCAAUAUUGUUCAGUUUCCUGAGUCGACGCAACCUCAUCAGAUUAGAGUUGAGAAAGUGGGUGGUACUGGCGAUGAUGCUGAUGACAAGCUAACAUAUGAUAUCUACUACAAAAGUAGGGACUUAAGGCGACCAAUUACUGGAUUGGCAAAUGUGUCGAAAGAUAUUAUUGAUGAGAUUGACGAUGAAGAGAUUAAACAAGCUGUACUUGUUCAACAAAAGUACGAAAUUGCAUCUGUAUUGUAA